AUGACAAGCGACGCUGAUGGAGGCGAUGAUCCUAUCAAAAUAGAGAUUAGCAAAGACAACAAGUAUAAACGACUUUUCGAAAAAGGACUCGACACACUUUUAUCCAACCCAAACUUUCUGCUGCUCUAUGUGCCCAAAAAUGGAGCCAAGAUGCAAGUUAUACGACCUGCACGUGAUCCAUGCCAUCGAAGGCGCAUGAUUCGAAGGAUUAAUGAAGCGGAGGGCAUUCCAUCCUUUUACUACGCCUUGUCGCACCUUUGGGGGAUUACAGAAGACGAAUGGUACUACUGGAAUGAUAUCGGUGAAUACGUGGAUGACGAAGAUGGACAACCAGUAAAACCUGUUUCCAUGCGACCUGAGAAACGCGAUACUUUACUUGCAUUGCUCAGGGACCACCCUGAUAGUUAUUGGUGGAUCGAUGUCUUGUGUGCACGUACCGAUACGCCAUUGGAUAUUAUGGGCGAUAUCUAUUCUUGUUGCCUUGAAUGCAUUGCCAUGAUCGAUUGUGAACCUGGUUUAAUAUCACAACUUCAUCCAAUGGGGGUCUUUAAAAAGGAAGAUUUCAACACGCAUUAUUUAAAGAAUAUCGUAGCUGCCAUAAAAUGCUAUGAUCAAUGCUGCCAGCUCACCAAUAUCCUGUACACAUUGAUACAAAGUCGAUGGUGGAAACGUGUGUGGACAUGGCAAGAGAUGGCUUUACCUUUCGGAGAGGUACGCCUUAUGGCGGAAACAGGCACUCACAAACCUCUAAGCAACACGAUCACUGUGGAUGAAUUAGUGAGCAACUAUGGUGGCAUGUUAGCACUUGAGAGAUCUAUAAAGGACCCAUACGGGGAUGUGUUACUAUGGAGACGUAAAGAGGCGACAGCUCAGACUGAAAUGAUUGUAGGAGCUUGGUGCGAGGAAACAAUAGCUGCAAGAACAUACAACAAGGAUCGUCUCGAAGGUGGGAAGAUGUAUGGGAAAUUUUUGUACCUACUAUUGAGGACAUGGGGCAAGUGCCCUCGGCGUUGCAUGGACCCUGUUGAUUAUGUCUAUGGUGUGCUUGGGAUGCUCCAGAUUGAGAUACCAAGAAUGGACAACCCGGAUGCAGUAUGGAAGCUUUUCUUGUCUGAGAUGGAUAAACUUAUCGAUAGCCUUAGUAUGCCUCUUAGAAUCAGUGAUCAUGCAUACCAUGUUGAUUUACGGAAAGUUCAAGAUAUGACUGGUGUAUACAAUGAUCUGUUAGGAGUCCAUCGUCUAAGAUGGCUAACUAGACUUAUGAAAGCAUUGCAUCUAUCAAAGCCACGAAAGCAUUAA
Messenger RNA from Lichtheimia ornata, 1299 nucleotides. RefSeq lists its product as uncharacterized. The coding region runs from base 1 to 1299 and encodes 432 amino acids. The record is from RefSeq and is a predicted model, not a curated record. The transcript has 3 exons. NCBI's taxonomy places the organism in Eukaryota, Fungi, Mucoromycota, Mucoromycetes, Mucorales, Lichtheimiaceae.